AUGUGGUAGCAGCUCUGUUCGGUUUUAACCCUACCACUACUACCACGUUGUUGGUUGGAUUCCCUCUACCCGUGCUAAACGUAUAAAAUCGAAUGAUAUGCUAAAGAAGUUAUCUUUUUGCUGGCGGGCUUUUAUGUGCUUGGCUCUCGGAUUACAACACAAAUAAUUUUUUUAAUUUUCCCUUAAAAGAAAACAUAAUAAUAUUACAUUAUUCACUACCGUUCUUCAUCAUUGGAUGCGGUGUCUAUUGUUAACGUGUUUUUAAUUUUUUCUGUGCAUCAAAAUGAUAAUACUGAAGGUUAUAGCAGUUUUAGGCUGCUCAUUUACAGUAUUUGGUGCAAUAGCACCGGGUCAAAAUGCUUACUUGCCACCAAAGGAAAAUGGGUACCAUUACGAUAAACCAAGCGUGCCAUUCCCUCCAAAACCACCAUCUCCUCAACCUCCCCGACCAACUUAUGGUCCUCCAAGUCCUCCAAAACCAACAUAUGGACCUCCAAGUCCACCAAAACCAACUUAUGGACCUCCAAGCCCUCCAAGACCAACUUAUGGACCUCCAAGCCCUCCAAGACCAACGUAUGGCCCACCGAGCCCUCCAAGACCAACUUAUGGGCCACCGAGUCCUCCAAGACCAACUUACGGGCCACCGAGUCCUCCAAGACCAACUUACGGUCCACCGAGUCCUCCAAGACCAACAUAUGGACCACCAAGCCCCCCACCACCACCUAGACCAACUUAUGGACCUCCAAGUCCUCCAAAACCAACAUAUGGACCUCCAAGUCCACCAAAACCAACUUAUGGACCUCCAAGCCCUCCAAGACCAACUUAUGGCCCGCCGGCUCCGCCAAGACCAACGUAUGGCCCACCGAGCCCUCCAAGACCAACUUAUGGGCCACCGAGUCCUCCAAGACCAACUUACGGGCCACCGAGUCCUCCAAGACCAACUUACGGUCCACCGAGUCCUCCAAGACCAACAUAUGGGCCACCAGGCCCCCCACAACCACCUAGACCAACUUACGGACCGCCAACUCCACCACCGCCAAGACCGACAUAUGGGCCUCCUUCACCACCGAGACCAACGUAUGGCCCGCCUCUAAAACCAACGUAUGGCCCGCCACCAAAACCGACUCCAACUUCACCUACACCACCUUACGGACCUCCAGAUGGAAAACCUCCAAGGCCAGGACCGAUACCUCCAUUCCAUCCAUCACCUUCUCCCCCAAGACCUACACCGCCAGCUCCAUAUGAUGGUGGAUCUUCAGAUCACCACCAUCAUCACCAUCACGAACCAGGAAUGCCGUUCGAUUUUACAUACGCCGUUAAAGAACCAGAGUUUGGAAAUGAAUACUCACAUAACGCCAUAAGUGAUGGAGACAUUACAAGAGGAGAAUAUAGAGUUCAAUUACCCGAUGGAAGAACGCAAGUAGUAAAAUACACUGCUGAUUGGCAAAAUGGUUACAAUGCCCAGAUAAGUUAUGAAGGACAAUUAAAUUACCAAUCGUUUAAACCUAGUCCUUCUCCUACCGGAGGAUAUCCACAAGGUCCACCUUUAGUACCAUUCAAACCACCUGUGCAACCACCAAGUCAGGGAUAUCCAAGUGUUAGACCAUCUCCCAGUUUUCCAAGCGGUCCAGGACCGACAACUCCUCAGCAGCAGUACUCUCCCGGGGGAGGUUACAAAUAUUAAGGACGUCUUAUAAGAGUGAAAAUCGCCGAUAAUAUCUGUUCUUGUAGCACUGCCAUUGGAGAGAACAGAAACGUUUUAGGUAUCUUCGGCUUACCGCCACUGGACUUAAUCUCAAUCGAUCAGGAAUUAAAUAGUUUAUUAAACAGCGAACCGACCGACUUGCUAAAUCACACUGACUUGCUCUUGUAAUUUAUUCUGAGAUGAUGUAUCAUACUGUGUAAUAUAAAUACUUUUAGUAGAUGAAACAGAUGUGUAUAUUUUUUACAUUUUUUUUGAUAAAUAAAUGAACGAAUGUUUUGGUA
This is a messenger RNA of Onthophagus taurus, 1986 nucleotides long. RefSeq lists its product as uncharacterized. The record is from RefSeq and is a predicted model, not a curated record. Gene Ontology annotation, cellular component: extracellular matrix. Lineage: Eukaryota; Metazoa; Arthropoda; Insecta; Coleoptera; Scarabaeidae.